Notolabrus celidotus (New Zealand spotty) is the source of this 1920-nucleotide messenger RNA. RefSeq names its product serine/arginine-rich splicing factor 10-like. The coding region runs from base 103 to 834 and encodes 243 amino acids. Lineage: Eukaryota; Metazoa; Chordata; Actinopteri; Labriformes; Labridae. The transcript has 6 exons. Gene Ontology annotation, molecular function: RNA binding. The record is from RefSeq and is a predicted model, not a curated record.
AGAAGAAGAAAGGCGCCUUCUUCUUGCGCAUGCGCAACACAUUCUUUCGCUGCAGAUUUUCCAUUCCCCAAAAAAUUUCUUCUACUGUGUGAGUGUAACUUUAUGGCCAGAUACAUGAGGCCUCCAAACACGUCUUUGUUUGUCCGAAACAUCUCCGAUGAGUCAAGGCCUGAGGAUUUGCGGCGUGAGUUUGGCCGCUAUGGGCCGAUAGUAGAUGUCUACAUCCCACUUGACUUCUAUACACGUCAAUCAAGAGGAUUUGCAUACAUUCAAUUCGAGGAUGUGCGAGAUGCAGAGGAUGCUCUUCACAGCCUGGACAGGAAGUGGGUCUGUGGCCGGCAGAUUGAGAUCCAGUUCGCCCAGGGAGACCGGAAGACUCCGAAUCAGAUGAAGACGAAGGAGCGGCGUUCCCCGGGCAGAUCCUCUCGAUACGACGACUACGAUCGAGACGGCAGGCGCAGACGCUCACGCAGCCGCAGCUACGAGCGAUACAGAUCACGCAGCCCGUCUUGUGAUCGCCACCGCAGAAGAUCUGAGAGUCCACGGGAGUCUCGAGGACGCCCGUAUAGAAGAGGAGGAAGAAGCAGGAGCCGUGAGGAUGACCGGUACAGACAGAGGCCCCGCAGAGAGUCCAGAGGCAGAUCUCGCUCUCGCUCCAAGUCUGCCUCACCACGAGAAAACGUCAACCCGCCGUCGACCUCCCAUUACCCCGAAGAAGAAGUGCAUCAGACUCACACCCAGUCCCGCUCCAGAUCCCGCUCGGCAUCAAGAUCCCGCUCCCGUUCGCGCUCCAGGUCACGUUCCUGGGCUGGACGCAAAUCAGGAGGUCGCUAAAAUAAGAGUGUCUUCCCUAGUUCUAACUGUUGAUAUGUCUGCUGGACCCCGAGAUGGUCUCUCCUUUUUUUUUGUUUUGACAUGAAUGUAACGUCCACUGAACCAUCUGGAGAAAGCUUGUUUUCUUCUGCAGCUCCAUUUUAAGAAUAAAGAUGGUCCUUUGCUUGGUUUUAUAAAGGUGUUUUGGUGAGAUUUCCCUGGUAGGAAUAAGAAACAGUCCAUUUCUGUGUUUGGUGGUAGAUCACCAGGAGGUAGUCCUUUUUUUAAUUAAGAUUACUGAUGUUUUCUUUGUUUUUUCAAACCCUAUGCACCCUUUUUUUCCAGGAAAGUAGGAAAAACAUUCAGUAUUUUAAAAGAACUCAAGCCUGUUGAUGAACCAAACCAGCAUUACUGUGCAUUGUAUCCCUUUUACAACCUAUCACAUACUCUUACUAAAGUGCUUUUCUCCUAAGCAGCAGUUAUGUCUGGAUUUUCUUACCUUCCUCCACACGCAGGGUUUUCAUUCAUUUUAAAACAUGAAGAGUCAUUUUUAAAACCUUUGAAACAUUCUUGAAAUAGUCUGUCAGAUAAUCGCCGCACUGUCAGAGCUGCAGGCUGAAAUCUGAUCUGCUUUACCUCAAACGAUAUUUUUUCUUAGAAAUAAGUAAAGCAGACUUAGAGUUCAAGUUUCCAGAAACAAGAAAACAAAGUCAGAGAACCUGUGUUUGGAAGAUUACCAGUAGAAGUAUAAAGUAUGUGAGUAUGGAGGGGGGUAGAAUUCACAGAAAUGCAGUUGUGCUCCUUAAAAGUGUUCAGUGUUUGUCCACCAGUGACUUUAACCACAAACUGUAUAAUAAUGUUUGUUUUCUUUUCGUGGUGUUUCCUGUACGAUCCGACCUUUUAAAAAAACAAAAAAGGUAUUUUAUUUUUGGAAUAAGUCCCAAAUUUCUGUUCAGAGAGGCAGAAAAGUUUCUUAUCGGUGUUUACGACGGUAUUUGAUGGUUUCCCGACAUGAAUCUUGUCACUGCAUGUUUUAUUCUCUUUGAUCUUUAGUAGGCAGAAGCUGUUAUUUUGAGUAAUAAAUGGUUAACAUUCAGUAAGAGGAAA